AUGGCGGCGCCUGCCCACACCCCGAUGGCCUUGGCCCUGGUGUAUUUCGUCCAGCUUCCUCAGACCAGAUGUGAGGAGAAUUGUACUAGCUCUGAACAUUGCCUGACCACAGAUUGGGUACAUCUCUGGUACAUAUGGUUGCUGGUGGUAAUUGGCGCGCUGGUUCUUCUGUGUGGCCUGACCUCAGUGUGCUUCCGCUGCUGUCUGAGUCGCCAGCAGAACGGGGAGGAGGAGGGCCAGCCGCCCUACGAGGUGACCGUCAUCGCCUUUGAUCAUGACAGCACUCUCCAGAGCACCAUGACUUCCCUGCAGUCGGUGUUCGGGCCCGCCGCCCGCCGGAUCCUGGCCGUGGCCCACUCGCACGGCUCCCUGGGCCAGCUGCCCGCCUCGCUGGACACGCUCCCGGGCUACGAGGAGGCGCUGCACAUGAGCCGCUUCACCGUGGCCAGGAGCGGGCAGAAGGCGCCAGACCUGCCCCCGGUGCCCGAAGAGAAGCAGCUGCCUGCCACGGAGGGGUCUCCUGGCCCCCAGCGCGCUUCCUCCAGCUGA
This is a messenger RNA of Sorex araneus (European shrew), 549 nucleotides long. It is a transcript of the gene TMEM52B, whose product is annotated as transmembrane protein 52B. The record is from RefSeq and is a predicted model, not a curated record. NCBI's taxonomy places the organism in Eukaryota, Metazoa, Chordata, Mammalia, Eulipotyphla, Soricidae. The coding region runs from base 1 to 549 and encodes 182 amino acids. The transcript has 5 exons.